Molecule: messenger RNA, 1641 nt
Organism: Cucurbita pepo subsp. pepo (vegetable marrow)
Lineage: Eukaryota; Viridiplantae; Streptophyta; Magnoliopsida; Cucurbitales; Cucurbitaceae
Cellular component (GO): membrane
Source: RefSeq, a predicted model, not a curated record
CGAGAAGAGACGGAUCUGUCGCAGGCAAUUGAAGCUCAGCAGUAAGAACAUGGCCAUUAUUUCCGUAACGAGUGAAAUCCAACAAAUUUGGUACACAGGAACUGGAAUAAUAUGCUGUUCCGAUCAGAGUGAGCUAUGGGAGCUUCACAUCAAUGGAGUUCAUCUCUUCAAACUGCUCCAAUCAAGCUAAAAUCUUCCAUUCCCCUAACCUCCCCGUCGAAUUUCAUCUUCUAUUACUGCAAACGAUCUCGUGUGAAUUAUUCCUCAACUAGUCGUUGCGCUGUUUGUGCUCAUAACUCCAAUUUGCCGCGGCCGAAAUCUACAAAUUCUGAUGCUCGGAUUUCGAAAUCCGUCGUUCUCGGAGAUUGCCAAGGGCAUGAGCUUGUUCGGAUCUCUUCUACUUCGAUUCGACGGCGUAAGAGUGUGAUUCUCUCUCUGGUAUCCUUAUUUGAUAAACGUUCUCUUUGGCGAAGAAUCUUUUUUGCCUCGAAGAAAGUUAGGAGUAUCAUUUUGCUCAACAUCGUCACGAUUGUUUAUGCUAGCAGUAUUCCAGUUGUGAAAGAGGUUGAAGAAUUAGUGGAUCCAGCAACCUUCAAUGCUGUGCGGUUUGCCAUAACUGCUAUUCCAUUCGUUCCACUUGUAUUGUAUAAAUGGGAUGAUGUUGAGACUCGUAAUGCUGGAAUAGAGUUAGGUUUCUGGGUUAGUCUGGGGUACCUGAUGCAGGCAUUUGGACUGCUUACAUCUGAUGCCGGGCGAGCAUCCUUUAUAUCAAUGCUCACGGUACUUGUAGUUCCAAUACUUGAUGGAGUUUUAGGUGCUGUAGUUCCUGCUCGUACCUGGUUUGGAGUUCUCAUGUCAGUCAUUGGGGUUGCAAUGCUUGAAUCUAGUGGAUCCCCUCCAUGUGUGGGAGAUCUUUUGAACUUCUUGAGUGCAAUCUUUUUUGGUGUGCAUAUGCUUAGAACAGAGCAUAUUUCAAGGCGUACAGAAAAGGAUAAAUUAGUACCACUCCUUGCAUAUGAAGUUUGCGUUGUUUCUAUUCUAUCGAUGCUGUGGUACUUUAUUUGGAGAUGGAUUGAUGGAACAGAAACAAUUAGUGAGUCGUGGAAUUGGAAAACGUAUUCAGAUUGGGUGUUCAUGUUUCCUUGGGUACCUGCUCUGUACACAGGCUUAUUGUCUACUGGUUUUUGCCUGUGGCUAGAGAUGGGUGCCAUGUGCGAUGUAUCAGCCACAGAAACUGCGGUUAUUUACAGUUUGGAGCCAGUCUGGGGUGGAAGUUUUGCCUGGUUCCUUCUUGGUGAAAGGUGGGGAUUGAGUGGCUGGAUUGGUGCUGCUCUGGUGCUAGGUGGAAGCUUAACAGUGCAGAUACUAUCAUCAUCUGCAACCAAAUCUUGCAAAGAUGACAGAAGCAAGGAAGUCCAUGACGUUUUGGGUUCUGCUGAUAAACGCAGUUUGUCGACCUCUCCAAUAGUUCUAACCAGAGGUAAAAAUGUUACACAUCACUUGAAAAAGUAAGGUAUAUUAUUUAGGACCAAACCUCUAAUAUAUACCAUGUGAUCUAUUAGGCAUAAUAAUCUCGACCAUACUUCUAAUAUAACAUGUAAUUUAUGUACGUACGAAUACAUAAUCAUUAGAGCUUACCUA